Molecule: messenger RNA, 2552 nt
Organism: Myxocyprinus asiaticus (Chinese sucker)
Lineage: Eukaryota; Metazoa; Chordata; Actinopteri; Cypriniformes; Catostomidae
Product: succinate dehydrogenase [ubiquinone] flavoprotein subunit, mitochondrial-like
Exons: 15
Coding region: 10-1998 (662 amino acids)
Biological process (GO): mitochondrial electron transport, succinate to ubiquinone; tricarboxylic acid cycle
Molecular function (GO): succinate dehydrogenase (quinone) activity; electron transfer activity; flavin adenine dinucleotide binding
Source: RefSeq, a predicted model, not a curated record
UCGAGCAACAUGGCCGCUGUGUGCUCUGCUUCCCGUGUCCUCGGGAGAAAGAUUGUGACAUCUAAAGCUCUUCCAGCAGUGUGCCAGGCAAGCAACCGCACACUGCAUUUUUCCAUCUACGGAAAAAAGGGAGAGGCAAAAGUCUCAGAUGAUAUCUCAACUCAGUAUCCAGUUGUAGACCAUGAGUUUGAUGCCGUGGUGGUGGGCGCUGGUGGUGCGGGGCUGCGUGCGGCUUUCGGUCUGUCAGAGGCUGGUUUCAACACUGCCUGUGUCACCAAGCUGUUCCCCACCCGCUCACAUACAGUGGCCGCACAGGGUGGGAUUAACGCUGCAUUAGGCAACAUGGAGAAUGACGACUGGCGUUGGCACUUUUAUGACACAGUGAAGGGAUCUGAUUGGCUGGGAGAUCAGGAUGCCAUUCACUACAUGACAGAGCAGGCCCCUGCUGCAGUGGUGGAGCUGGAGAACUUUGGUAUGCCGUUUAGCCGAACAGAUGAUGGGAAGAUCUAUCAGCGUGCCUUUGGAGGUCAGAGUCUCAAGUUCGGUAAAGGAGGUCAGGCUCACAGAUGCUGUUGUGUUGCAGACAGGACGGGUCACUCCCUUCUACAUACACUCUAUGGACGGUCUUUAAGGUAUGACACCAGCUACUUUGUGGAGUAUUUUGCCCUGGAUCUGCUGAUGGAGGACGGAGAGUGUAAGGGAGUCAUCGCGCUGUGCAUGGAAGAUGGAUCCAUCCACCGUUUCAGAGCCAAGAACACAGUCAUUGCCACCGGUGGUUAUGGCCGCACAUAUUUCAGCUGUACAUCAGCCCACACCAGCACAGGAGAUGGAAAUGCUAUGGUGACACGUGCAGGUCUUCCCUGCCAGGAUCUUGAGUUUGUUCAGUUCCACCCCACAGGUAUCUAUGGUGCUGGUUGCCUGAUUACAGAGGGUUGCCGUGGUGAGGGUGGAAUCCUAAUCAACAGUGAAGGCGAGAGGUUUAUGGAGCGAUACGCACCAAAUGCCAAAGACUUGGCCUCAAGAGACGUGGUCUCAAGGUCUAUGACCAUUGAGAUCCGGGAAGGAAGAGGUGUUGGUCCAGAGAAAGAUCACGUCUACCUGCAGCUCCAUCAUCUUCCACCCCAACAGUUGGCUGCUCGCCUGCCCGGCAUCUCCGAAACCGCCAUGAUCUUUGCCGGAGUGGAUGUCACAAAAGAUCCCAUUCCUGUAUUACCCACUGUCCACUAUAACAUGGGUGGCAUCCCCACCAACUACAAAGGACAGGUCAUCACCUAUAAAGAUGGAGAGGAUAAGGUGGUGCCAGGCCUGUACGCCUGUGGCGAGGCCGGCUGUGCAUCAGUACACGGUGCCAACCGUCUGGGCGCCAACUCUCUGCUGGAUCUGGUUGUGUUUGGACGCGCUUGUGCCCAGACCAUUGCUGAGAUAAACACUCCAGGAGAGAAGCUUUCACCAUUAAAACCCAACGCAGGAGAAGCAUCUGUAGCAAAUCUGGACAAGAUCCGCUUUGCAAAUGGAAGUACCAGAACCUCAGAGAUCAGACUGAACAUGCAGAAGACUAUGCAGAGUCAUGCCGCUGUCUUCCGCACCGGAGACGUCCUGAAGGAAGGCUGCAUCAAGAUGGACACCGUCUACAAGUCGAUGGAUGACAUAAAGACAUUUGAUAGAGGUAUUGUGUGGAACACUGAUCUGGUGGAGACGUUGGAGCUGCAGAAUCUGAUGUUAAAUGGAGUGCAGACGAUCGUCUCCGCUGAGGCCCGUAAAGAGAGCAGGGGUGCUCACGCCCGAGAGGACUUUAAGGAACGUGUGGAUGAGUAUGAUUAUUCCAAGCCACUGCAGGGACAAGUGAAGAAACCUUUUGAGCAGCACUGGAGAAAACACACUCUGUCCUAUGUGGAUCCCAAGACAGGAGAGGUUACUCUUGAAUACAGACCUGUAAUUGACACCUCUCUGAACGCUGAAGACUGUGCUGCCAUUCCCCCUGCCAUCCGUUCCUAUUAAACACAUCCCAACAUACCCCAUCUGACUCCGCCCCAUUGCUUAUUUAUAAUCAGCCAAUACAUGAAUGAUUUGAAUAUUGAAUAUCUUGCUUUUGACGUUGCACGACUUCAGUAAAAUAUGACUAUAUACAUUCACUGAAGUAUUAAAAGAGGAGAAAUAAAUAAAGAGCUAUACUUGUCAAACUUGGCGUCAUAAAUUCAACUGUUCUGUAGCCUCAGCACACUACAUAACAGCUGUGUGAAAUUUGUGUAUAUUCUCUAAAACACAUCCAUCGCAUUCGCUGGGCUGGCGGGUAAAUCAUUAAAUGUUUAAUAUUUAAAUGUUGAAUGAUUGUCAAAAUAUUGUUAAAGCACUUAAACCAUGUGGAAAAUAAGAUUGAAGUAGAUAACACCUCAAUUUAACAGUGUGAUGCCAAUGCAAUGUCUGGUUUCACAUGUAUUUGACUUAAGAGUGGCCUUUCAUAAUAAAUUCUCACCUGUAUGUAAAGUUCUGUACAUCUUGCAUGUUUCAUAGGUUCAGUUUAAGCCAAAUAAAGAUCAUCAGGGUGAUAAUGA